Messenger RNA from Durio zibethinus, 906 nucleotides. RefSeq lists its product as uncharacterized. Lineage: Eukaryota; Viridiplantae; Streptophyta; Magnoliopsida; Malvales; Malvaceae. Gene Ontology annotation, cellular component: endoplasmic reticulum membrane. Gene Ontology annotation, molecular function: fatty acid elongase activity. The record is from RefSeq and is a predicted model, not a curated record. Gene Ontology annotation, biological process: fatty acid elongation, monounsaturated fatty acid; sphingolipid biosynthetic process; fatty acid elongation, saturated fatty acid.
AUGGAACUACCCUUUUUCCCUACCCUUUUCUCAGCUGUUAAAAGCUUUGUGGUGAAACAAGCUUUUUUCCCAACCCUGGAGGAUUGGCUAGUGAAUCACCCGAAAAUCCGGGAGUUUUCAUGGCACAAUGGCCAAACACCAGGCUCCUCCCAGCGCUUCCUUACCCUCACUGUCUUAUCCUAUAUCGCCUUCACGUUUGUUCUCUCCCAAGUAUCUCGCCCUUCGCUUACACGUCCAGUCCUGAAAUCUAUCUCAGCCGUCCACAACAUCUUCCUGCUUACUCUCUCUUUCAUCAUGGCGCUUGGUUGCCUUGUUUCAGUCUUCUCCCAGGUGCCUAACUUCAACACCCUCGUCUGCUUCCCUAGGCGCACAUCACCAUCUGGACCUCUCUUUUUCUGGGCCUAUCUAUUUUACCUGUCGAAGAUUGUUGAAUUCAUGGACACCCUUUUGAUCAUCCUCAGUAACUCCAUGAAAAGGCUAUCGUUUCUUCACGUAUACCAUCACUCAAUGGUCGUGAUCAUGUGUUACAUGUGCAUAGACAGUGUUCAAUCUUCCUUCCCUAUGGUGCUGUUUACCAACUGCGUAGUGCAUGUUGUAAUGUACACCUACUACUUGAUGUGCACCCUCGGGAUGCGCCCGAAAUGGAAGAAAAUUGUGACAGAUUUCCAAAUUUUGCAGUUCUGGGCAAGCUUCUUGAUCAUGGCUAUGCUUGUCUUCUACCACUUCACUGGUUCAGGCUGCUCUGGGAUUUUGAGUUGGUGCUUCAAUUCAGCCUUCAUCAUAUCUCUUUUGUUCUUGUUCUCUGACUUCCAUGCUAAAAGCUACUCCCCCAAGGUUAAGGGUAACUAAUUCAUAAUUAGAUGCCCAUUUCUUUUCCAUUUUUCUACUUAAAAUUUAAGCACAUUG